UGAGCUCUUCCGUUGUCCUUUACCUGCCUCCCUCUACAAAUACCCUAAAUCACAUACUCACACUUCGCCUUCAAGAGUGCUUCCUCGCAUUCUCUUUCUCUACCUUCAUACGCUCCCAUGGACUCACCCCCCACUUCUCCAGAGCAGCAGUCCACGAACACAGAGGAAGUCUCCAACGAAGGCCACAACACCAAAAUCAUAACUUUCGACUCCACCCACCUCCGCAACCAAGCUUCAAUACCAUGCCAGUUUUUCUGGCCACAGACAGACAAAUCCAGCUCAUGUAAAGAGCUUAAAGCCCCCAUCAUCGACCUCGCCGGCCUCCUGAAUGGCGACGAAGAAUCCACAAACAUAGCCGUCGAUCUAGCCUACUCUGCUUGCACAGACCAUGGCUUCUUCCAAGUUAUAAAUCAUGGCGUGGACCCUUCCCUCUUGCAAGAUGCCCUGAAUUGCAUUGAUGAGUUCUUUAAGCUCCCUCUUGCUGUCAAAUUAAAGGCCAGAAGAAAGGAGCAGGGCAAGUGGGGCUAUGCCGGGGCUCAUUCUGAUCGUUUCAGUGACAAGCUGCCAUGGAAGGAAACUCUUUCUUUUGGCUACGAUAGUGUAUCCUCACACUCCGCCAUCGUUGACCAUCUAACCUCUACUUUGGGGGACGGCUUCAAGGAAAUGGGAUACAUAUAUACAUAUAUAUAUAAAGCAAUGACAAAACUUUCACUUUCCAUUAUGGAGCUGCUGGGAAUAAGCCUGGGGCUUGAUCGCCGGCACUACCCGGAGUUCUUCGCCGAUAGCAACAAUAUAUUGAGGUGCAAUUACUACCCUCCAUGCCAGGAGCCAGAGCUCACCUUCGGUACAGGCCCGCAUUGCGACCCCACAUCCCUAACAAUCCUUCUGCAGCAAGACGAAGUUGAUGGACUCCAGGUUUUCUCUGACGGCGAGUGGCGCGUGGUCACACCGGUACCCGGCGCACUUGUCGUCAACAUCGGCGACACCUUCAUGGCACUAACGAACGGUAGAUAUAAGAGCUGCUUGCACAGAGCAGUGGUGAACAAAGUGAGAGAAAGGAGGUCGCUUGUCUUCUUUCUAUGUCCGACAGAAAGCAGGGUGGUAAGUCCGCCCGAAUGCCUUGUGGACGAAGAACAUCCGAGGAAGUACCCCGACUUCACGUGGGCGGAGUUAUUCGACUUCACGCAGACUCAUUAUAGAGCCGACAUGCGAACCCUACAAGCCUUUGCCAACUGGCGUAUCACCCCCUCCACUCCUUAUAGCUCUUCAUCCCGCAUCCGCCAUGGCUGAACUUGUCGUCUUCAGCAUAUAUGAUGAUUAGAUUCCGGUGCUUUAAUUUGAUGCCCUCACGUCUAAUCUGUGCAUACUUUCAGGUUUUAAUCAUGGGAAAUGUUGUACUCAUUCAAGGUUUUUUCUUAAUGCUGGAUAAAAGCGUUGGAAAUAUGAAAAAGGGUCCAUUUUAGUAUGUAUUUUGGAUUCAUUGGUCUACAAAAUAUGUGCGUGUGAGGCAUAUGAUGUUCAGGUGGGCAGGAUGUGUGGUGGUUUCAUUUUAUGUACUGUUUUUUUUUUUCUUUUGGUAAUUAUGUAAAUGUAUAUACAUACGCAUGUGAAUCAGGGAAGGUUUGCUUUUUAUUAAGGGGAGAA
Molecule: messenger RNA, 1644 nt
Organism: Phalaenopsis equestris
Lineage: Eukaryota; Viridiplantae; Streptophyta; Magnoliopsida; Asparagales; Orchidaceae
Product: gibberellin 20 oxidase 1-D-like
Exons: 3
Coding region: 118-1290 (390 amino acids)
Biological process (GO): flower development; unidimensional cell growth; gibberellin biosynthetic process
Molecular function (GO): gibberellin 20-oxidase activity
Source: RefSeq, a predicted model, not a curated record